ACAGCAUUACCAUAUAGAAACAUCAAAACAUUCAUUACAUAAAACAUACAGUGUUUACCAGAAGACAUCAUCAUCUUUGUAUCUAUAUCUAUAUAAUUAUAUAUAUAUAUAUCUCCCUCUUCUCUCUUUUUAGGAUUCUUCUUCUUCUCAGACAAAACAUCACUCCUUCACAUCAUUCCUCUCUCUCUCAACAAAAACACACACACAGCAUCAUGUCAUGUGACUGAAACACACAUUGUUUACUCUUCUCUAACGGAUAGUUGGAAGAAAUGACGAAGGUAAGCCCUGAAGUUGUCGAUGAUAUGGAGAUGCAAGCUGUUUUGUCGGUAUCAGCAGAUGUGAGUUUCACAUCAAAUAAGUUUCCCAAGUAUAAAUUAGGACCUGAUAAUCAGAUUAUAGAUGAAGCAACUGUGGAUAGUAAGGGCCCACCAUUGAAAGAGGUGGUGGCACAAGAAACUGAACAAUUAACUGAUCAGCACAAACGCCUCUCAGUUCGUGACCUGGCCAGUAAGUUUGACAAGAAUUUGUCUGCUGCAGCUAAGUUGACGAAUGAGGCCAAACUCAGAGAGGUGGCUUCGUUAGAGGGUCAUGUACUUUUAAAGAAACUCAGAGAUGCCUUGGAAUACUUAAGAGGUCGAUUAGCUGGGCGAAACAAGGACGAUGUUGUCAAAGCUAUCUCUAUGGUGGAAGCAUUGGCAGUAAAGUUGACUCAAAAUGAAGGGGAGUUGAUACAAGAGAAGUUUGAAGUAAAGAAGCUAGCAAAUUUUCUCAAACAGGCUUCGGAAGAUGCUAAAAAGUUGGUAAACCAAGAAAGAUCUUUUGCUUGUGCAGAAAUUGAGAGUGCCAAAGCAGUGGUGCGAAGGAUCGGGGAGGCUCUUGAUGAGCAAGAAAGGAUAUCAUUAACCUCGGGAAAGCAGGAAAUGGAGGAGAUGAUGGAGGAAAUCCAGCAGGCUAGAAGAAUUAGGUUGCUACAUCACCCCGUCAAGGUGAUGGGCAUGGAACAUGAACUUCGAGCCUUGAGGUUACAAAUCCAAGAGAAAUCUGCCUUUUCAGUAAAGCUUCAGGAAGAGCUAACGCUGAAGAAAUGGGCUGAGGAGAACAAGCUAAGCUUAUACGCAUUAGAAGGUUCUGGAAGUUUGGGAUCAAUUUUAAGACUUCAACCAUCCUCGGAAGACGCCUUGGAGCUCUCAAAAUGCUCAAUCCAGUGGUAUCGCUUAUCAUCUCAAUGUAGCAGAAGGGAGCUUAUUUCAGGUGCUAACAAAUCAGUAUAUGCUCCGGAGCCCUAUGAUGUUGGACGGAUUCUGCAAGUUGAUGUUAUCUCAAAUGGCCAAAAAUCUACUGUGACAACAACUUGUCCUGUACAACCUGCUAUUGGAUUGGAGAGUUACGUAGAGACGCUUUCUAGGAAAAGCAAUUCCGAAUUCAGUGUGGUGAUAUUCCAGAUGAAUGGACGGAAUUAUUCAUCGCAUUCUGCGCAUUUGUUACGUGUGGGGAAAAUGAGGAUGAAGCUUUCGAAAGGAUGGAUUACAAAGGCCAGGGAUGCUUAUUCCUCGACAUCAAUGCAGCUAUGUGGGUUCAGAGGUGGCGGGAAUCUGGCGGCUAAAUCAUUGUUUUGGCAAUCAAGAAAAGGGCAGUCUUUUGUAUUAGUGUUUGAAUCAGAACGAGAAAGAAAUGCAGCCAUUGUUCUAGCCCGGAGAUACGCUCUUGAUUGCAAUGUGGAGCUGGCUGGACCAGAUGAUCAAGCAUCACUUUAUCUUCUCUGACUUCACUAAUGCAAGUAUAACCAGCUUUCCAAAGUGGAUUGAUUAUUUAAAUUUUUUUUUUUCACUUCUAAUUUUGAGUGUGUUCCUUUUCUUUUGGGUUUGUUUAAUUUUUUUAAUUUUUUUUUUCUACUAAUUUGAUCAUUUGUGCAUCCUUUAUAGGCAUAGUUUUGGUUUGCCUGUUCAUCGGCUGUAACAAUUUUUUUAUACCGAGUUGUUCGUAUGUUUUUUA
Molecule: messenger RNA, 1992 nt
Organism: Erigeron canadensis
Lineage: Eukaryota; Viridiplantae; Streptophyta; Magnoliopsida; Asterales; Asteraceae
Product: stomatal closure-related actin-binding protein 3-like
Exons: 13
Coding region: 270-1763 (497 amino acids)
Biological process (GO): actin filament organization; regulation of stomatal movement
Molecular function (GO): actin binding
Source: RefSeq, a predicted model, not a curated record